GGCGGGAGCCCUUCCUUUUUCUCCGUCGGCGUCUUCCUCGUCUCGGAGCCUCUCCCUCCCUUCACCCGCAGAGCCAUGGCAGACGCGGCCCUUUCCUUCGCCAAGGACUUCUUAGCCGGCGGCGUGGCGGCGGCCAUCAGCAAGACAGCCGUGGCGCCCAUCGAGCGGGUCAAGCUGUUGCUUCAGGUACAACAUGCAAGCAAGCAGAUUACUGCUGACAAACAGUACAAAGGAAUCAUUGAUUGUGUAGUCCGCAUUCCUAAAGAGCAAGGAAUGCUGUCCUUCUGGCGUGGGAAUUUUGCCAACGUCAUCAGAUACUUCCCAACUCAGGCUCUCAACUUUGCCUUCAAGGAUAAGUAUAAGCAAGUUUUCUUAGGAGGAGUAGACAAGCACACACAGUUCUGGAGGUAUUUUGCUGGUAACCUGGCCUCUGGUGGCGCAGCUGGAGCAACAUCCCUCUGCUUCGUCUAUCCUUUGGAUUUUGCAAGAACCCGUCUGGCUGCUGAUGUUGGAAAAGCUGGCACUGACAGAGAAUUCAGGGGUCUGGGGGACUGCCUAGCCAAGAUCUUCAAGUCUGAUGGUGUGCGUGGCCUAUACCAAGGCUUCAAUGUCUCUGUCCAGGGUAUAAUCAUUUAUAGAGCUGCCUACUUUGGGAUCUAUGACACAGCAAAAGGUAUGCUACCAGAUCCUAGGAAUACUCACAUUGUGAUCAGCUGGAUGAUUGCACAGACGGUAACUGCAGUAGCUGGUGUGGUCUCCUAUCCCUUUGACACAGUGCGACGUCGAAUGAUGAUGCAGUCUGGGCGUAAAGCGGGUGACAUCAUGUAUUCUGGAACAAUUGACUGCUGGAAAAAGAUCGCAAGAGAUGAAGGUGGAAAAGCAUUCUUCAAGGGUGCAUGGUCUAACGUCCUUCGAGGCAUGGGGGGUGCUUUUGUGCUUGUGUUAUAUGAUGAAUUCAAGAAAGUCAUCUAAAAAAAUACAAUGCUAAAAUUGUAUGUUAACUUGACAGAUCAUGUAGAAAACUUACCAUUAUGGACCAUUGACCUUCAAAACAAUUCCUGUGCAGUCUUAUUUAUCGGGGCCAGAUCAUGUUUUAAAUAGGACUAGAAACUGCCUUCAGUGAACUGAUACACUUUGUGAAAUCAUUAUUAAGGCAUCAAAAUAGACAGUUCAGUUACUAGAUUUGUCUAUUUUUGGUGUUUAUUGCAGUGGUAACAGUUUGGGUCCAAGGUAGCUGAUCUGCAGUUGUCUGGAGAGCAGCUGGAAGUUUUAAGUCCUAUCUUAGAGGACCAUAAAAUCAUGUUUUGAGAAGUAUUUGUUUAACAAAUCAUGUUUUUCCAUUUGUAUUUAAGCACUAUACUGUUUUGCACAGCUGAACAUCUAGCAUUUGUGUUCUUAAAUUUGGGGCAUUCUGUGAAACAAUAAAUAUAACUGUGAUGAAUUCACUGUUAAACCUUUAUGUUCAUGGCUAGCCCUGCUAUGUAGCAUAAUAUGAGCGGCUUCAGGCAGCACUUUUGGGGGGACAGAGGGGAGAGGAUGGUGCAGGAAAACUUGCACUGUUUCAUCCUAGAGGCUGGGAUGGGCACCCUUUGGGCUAUUCUUCAGGCAUUUUUAACAAUUCUCCUGAUCAUGAAACAUCUUAAUUAUACUUUGAUUUCACCUUGAUGAAAAGUAAGUAAAACCAUUUGAAUGGGACUCCAAGGAUCCUGUUCUGAAUAUUGAGAAAAUAGAACUUACAAAAUACAAAUAAAAUAGCUUGGCAGUAAUUGAUUCUGUACUGGUACUGAUUGGCUCUUUAGAGAAGUAGACAACAGUUCAUUAAAACAACCGGGAGAGCAAUUAGGAGAUGUUGUAUUUCAGUUUAUCGAUGAGUUGCAGUAUUGAAUAAAUCUUAUUUCUCUAUUUUCAGUACAAGGAGUAUAUUUAACAGCCCAAAACAAACAUUGGCUUUAUUACACAAGUAUUAAAAAUGUGGCAUAUUGUAUCAGUUAAGUUACAAAAUGUGCAUAUGCUUAAAGUGGUGCAGCUAGCUAAUUAUACACACUUUCUGGUCUUACAGGGCCCUUUGGACAACCAUUUGUAUGACUUUUUUGUUUUUUAACUUAAGUUUUUAAAAAAAUAAACAAAUACUUUUCAAACAAAAA
Messenger RNA from Sceloporus undulatus (fence lizard), 2144 nucleotides. It is a transcript of the gene SLC25A6, whose product is annotated as solute carrier family 25 member 6. Gene Ontology annotation, biological process: mitochondrial ADP transmembrane transport; mitochondrial ATP transmembrane transport. The record is from RefSeq and is a predicted model, not a curated record. Gene Ontology annotation, cellular component: mitochondrial inner membrane. Gene Ontology annotation, molecular function: ATP:ADP antiporter activity. The transcript is spliced from 4 exons. Bases 76 to 972 code for a protein of 298 amino acids. Lineage: Eukaryota; Metazoa; Chordata; Lepidosauria; Squamata; Phrynosomatidae.